Molecule: messenger RNA, 5435 nt
Organism: Sphaeramia orbicularis (orbiculate cardinalfish)
Lineage: Eukaryota; Metazoa; Chordata; Actinopteri; Kurtiformes; Apogonidae
Gene: lrig1
Product: leucine-rich repeats and immunoglobulin-like domains 1
Exons: 18
Coding region: 1-3129 (1042 amino acids)
Molecular function (GO): protein binding
Source: RefSeq, a predicted model, not a curated record
AUGGCGGCGUCCCUGGGAAGAUUUGGAUAUUUUUCUCGUUGUGUUUUUUAUUUAAUUUUGUCGGUCGAACUGUUUGUCACUUAUGGAUUGAGUUCAGAUCUGCCGUGUGCCCAGAACUGUACCUGCAACGGAGAUUCAGUGGACUGUAGUAAUCUGGAGCUGACAGGAACGCCUCUGGACCUUCCAGACCGGACUGUCUCCUUAAAUCUUGGCCACAACAAACUGACUGUCAUUGAUGCUGAAGCCUUUGCCAACCUUCCCAACCUACGAGAGCUGCGGCUGGACCACAAUGAGCUGACCUCCAUACCAGAUUUAGGACAGGCUGCUUCCAAGAUUGUAUCUCUCUACCUACAUCAUAACAAGAUCCGCACUAUUGAUGGGCGGCGAACCAGAGAGCUGGUUUCUGUGGAAACCCUAGACCUGAGCAAUAAUGACAUCACAGAACUACGAGGACACUGCUUCCCUGCAGGCCUUCAAAUCAGAGACCUGUAUCUAAGCAACAAUAAGAUCAGUGUGUUGGAGCUUGGAGCUCUGGACCAUCUGGGCUCCACUCUGCAGGUCCUAAGACUGAGCCGAAAUCGCAUCAACCAGAUCCCCGUGAGAGCCUUCCAGCUCCCAAGGCUCACCCAGCUUGAAUUAAACAGGAACCGUAUCCGUCAAGUGGAAGGUCUGACCUUUCAGGGUCUGUCUAGCCUUGAGGUACUGAAACUGCAAAGGAACAGCAUCAGCAAACUGACCGAUGGAGCCUUUUGGGACCUGGCCAAGAUGAAAGUCCUUCACCUGGACUACAACAGCCUGACAGAGGUAAACAGUGGCUCGCUUUACGGCCUGACUUCCCUUCAGCAACUUUUCCUCAGUAACAACUCAAUAGCCCGCAUCAAUCCUGAUGGAUGGAAGUUCUGCCAGAAGCUGCGGGAACUGAAUCUGUCGUACAACAACUUGACUCGUCUGGAUGAAGGCAGUCUGGCGGUGCUGGGGGAUCUCCACACCCUCCGUCUGGGCCACAACUCCAUCAGCCACAUCACCGAGGGAGCCUUUAGAGGCCUCAAGGCUGUACGAGUUCUGGAGCUGGACCAUAACGACAUCUCCGGCACAAUAGAGGACACCAACGGGGCCUUCUCUGGAUUGGACAGCCUCAACAAGCUGACUCUGUUUGGAAACAAGAUCAAGUCGGUGGCCAAGAAAGCCUUCUCUGGUCUGGAGACCCUGGAACACCUGAACCUGGGAGAGAAUGCUAUUCGUUCAAUCCAGCCUGAUGCCUUCAGUAAGAUCAAGAACCUCAAAACCCUUCUCAUUCAGAGCGACAGCUUCCUGUGCGACUGCCAGCUUCACUGGUUGCCCGAGUGGUUGGUGACGCGUGGUCUGCAGGCUGGUGUCAAUGCCACCUGUGCCCACCCCGAGAGCCUUAAGGGUACCAGCAUUUUCCAGGCUCCAUCCAACAGCUUUGUGUGCGAUGAUCUUCCCAAACCCCAGAUUACAAUGCAGCCAGAGACCACAGUGACAGUUCUGGGUAGUGACGUUCGUCUUACCUGUACAGCUGCUAGCAGCAGCUCCUCUCCAAUGACCUUUGCAUGGCGCAAGGACCAGGAGCUGCUUCGACACGCUGAGACGGAGAACUACGCUCAUGUGCGUGCAUCCGACUCAGUUGUCGGAGGCGGGAGUGGUGGUGUGAUGGAGUACACCACCAUACUACACCUCCGGCGUGUCACCUUCGCUCAUGAAGGUCGUUAUCAGUGUAUCAUCACUAACCACUUUGGCUCCACCUACUCCAGCAAAGCUCGUCUCAUUGUCAACAUUCUCCCAUCGUUCGUGAAGACACCCAGGGACAGCACCAUACGGACAGGACACACCGCCAGGCUGGAGUGCGCUGCUGAGGGACACCCAACGCCACAGAUUGCCUGGCAGAAGGACGGGGGCACGGAUUUUCCAGCGGCCCGUGAGCGCAGAAUGCACGUCAUGCCCGAUGAUGAUGUGUUCUUCAUCAUGUCUGUUAAACCAGAGGACAUGGGCGUGUACAGCUGCACCGCCAAAAACACAGCAGGCACCGUCUCUGCCAAUGCCACUCUCACCGUUCUGGAAACCCCUCACCUGGCCCAGGACCUGGAGGAUCGCAGCGUUGUGGUCGGGGACACUGUGGCCCUGCAGUGCAAGGCCCUGGGUAGCCCGCCGCCCCGCAUCACCUGGCUGCGGAACGACCAGCCGCUGCGCCCUUCUGAAAGGCACCACUUCACCCCAGGGAACCAGCUACUGGUCAUUGGCUCCGCAUCGUUGGAGGACGCUGGCCGCUACACCUGCCUCAUGUCCAACACGCUGGGCACUGAGCGCGCUCACAGCCAGCUGGUGGUGACUCAACGCCGCAGCCCCUGCACGCCACCUUCAGGCCCAGGAACGGUCACCAUUGGCAUUAUAGUCAUAGCUGUGGUGACAAGUAUUGUGGUGACAUCACUGGUGUGGGUGUGCAUCAUCUACCAGACCCGGAAAAAGAGCGAGGAGUGUAGCGUCACCAACACAGAUGAGACCAUCGUUCCUCCAGACGUGCCCAGCUACCUGUCCUCCCAGGGCACCCUGUCAGAGCGGCAGGACGUGUGCAUCCGUGUGGAGGCCGGCGGUGGCGCUCAGCCCAACGGACACAUCGACACCACAGGCUUUGAUUGUGCAGUGGUGUGUACAGAUUGUAUGGAGAACAGUAACAGCUACUCCAAAGAUCCCGACUACCUGAGCCAUGACUUCAGCCCUGCAGCGGGUCUGGAGUACCAGCAGCAGUCUGUUCCCCCCGCCUACUCUGACUGUCUCACAGGGGAACAGCAGGACACAGGGACACACAGAGCCCCCCUCUGCAACGGUACCCCCAAUGGGAUCCGAAAGGACAUACAAGGAACCACAUUUCCAAAAAACCACAAUACGUUACAACAUGAUAGAACAGCAGUGAGCAGAGCGGGACAACCGGCGGCCGGCUCACCAUCACAGGACGAGUCCUUCCACAAACCAGUGAAGCUGACCAGCGUGACGAGCCACGGCCGCCACAAUACGGACUGUGAGCCUGAACUCAGACAGACUCUGCUGUCCAAUGGACACGCCCACAGAGCCUCUCUGAAUGAGAGCACCCCCUUAAGGAGAGCCAGCGAUUAGCAGGCACUCGUCCCUAAAAACGCAAGCCCACAACAUGGACUCGCGGUAGCUGAGUGGACUUUUAUCUUUGCACUGGGAAAUAAACUGCUACCUCAUAUCGAGGCGAAUGGUCCCGAGCCUCCUGGAUCUGGACUGAAAGGGAGCGCCGGGUGAGGGGGGUUAAAGAGAGAGAGCAUCCGGAGUUUGAAGGUGGAGCUUAUGUGGGUGGCGUCCCAUCUGAGCGUAUCAGCUGUACAUAAUUAAAACCUUCCCCUGGGAGGUGACCAAUAAAAAUUUUAGCUCCAAAUAAUGUGACUUGCAUUUGAAGCAUGUAAAUGUAGGGAAUCUUGUACAGUAUAUCGAUGUGCAGGGGAAAAAGAAAUAUACCUUUGGACAUUUGACUGUACAUAAGAGUUUUCUUAUAUUAUAUAUUAUAUAACUUUUACAAAAGAGUAUUUGAAUUUAUGUGCAUGACAAAGAAAGGAGUGAUGGUAUUUUUAUUUUUCUUCAAAAAAACAAAAAACAGCCUUUUUCAGCUUUUACCAACAUUCAGCUGCGGUGCCUUAUUGCAUGAUCAAAGAAAACUCAAAACCUUACUUUGAAAAGCAUUUAUCAAGAGACUUUUUGUGAGAGAUCCUGGUACACUCUUUAUCGCAAACACUUGAUUGCACUUGAAUGUUUUUUGACAAAUGCUGCCAACCAUGGCCUUACAGAAACACAAUUCACACUCACUGUUAGUGUAUGAAGGAAGAGCUUCGAUGUUAAUUAUUUUGCCAAGUCGGACGGUUCAGAGUGGUAUAUGCGGAGGGGGCGGUCAGUUAAAGCACUUUUAAUUCUUCAUAAACAAUAGGUUUGCAGAUACUUCCUGCCAGUAGGAAUGUAGGAAGCAGAGGUCCCUCCUUGGUGUGAGGAGACAUUCCACAUUUUUUGACACGGUAAAUUCAUCAGUACAUACUGAACCAUUAAGGCUCUUCCACCUGUUUCACUUAACACAUUACUGCAGAGCUGCUCUGAACUGGUUGGGAGACAGUUCUUCCCACUGGACUUUUAGUCCACUUUGUUCCUUUUGUUUUAAGGUGCCAUUUGCCUGUUAUUUGGAGCUGUAGUGCUGAUCCGUAAAGCUGAAAAGGCCAGGAACGAUCUCUCCAAAUGGACACAAGACACCUUCAUGUGCAUUUGAACAACUAUGUAAAAACACCUCAUGUUACUGUUCUGUAUUUUCACUUCAUUAAGUAAUGAUAAACACUGAAUUCAGCUUGUAAUUAAUUUCUCCUGCUUUUGUAAAGAAUCAAAUUUUGCAUUGGUUAUUUCACAUUCAAACUCUCUAAAUAUAGCUGUUUAAAGUGUUUUGUAAGAGAAAUUUGGUAAGUCGACUUAGACUGAGACUGGUCCAAUUUGAUAUUUAUGGAAGUUAAUUAUAUUAAAUGUAAAAUGUUGACAUUUUGGUUCGAUUUGGGUUGAUUUUGGUCUUCCAUUUUUGUCAUAACGUAACAAAUAAUUUACUGCAAAAUAGAGAAAUUUACACAUUGCACUUGAGCUGUGUAAAAUGCAGCAGAUUAUUACAAAACAUCAGUGUUACUACAUGAAGUGAAAAUGCAUCACUUUCUGUUGAGUCACUACACAAAGAGGUGUUUUUAUGUCAUGUGUUUCAGGAGCACUUCCUGUUAAUUGGCCAAUCGUCUAAUUGUACGACUCUUGUGCUUUCAGUUUAAGACAGAUGGUGAAUCACGGAGAAUUCUGUUGUGUUACUGCUGUAAUGUGCCUCAACAUCCAUCGUUGUGCGUUCUCGAGCAAACGGCCAGUAUUCCACGUCACGUCAGAUCAUAGCGUAUUCACGUCACUACAGCUGAAUAAAGUUUUGUGUUUGGAGGUUAUCUGGAGACGCGGCUCGAUGCUGUGAACAGUUGGGAAGCUUGUGAAAUGUGCUCUAACCAAAUGAAUGCAGUCAGACGCUCCUGUCACCAUCCCUGGUUACACUGGGUCACAAACCUUUUCUAAAUAGUUACAUUGUCUGAUGUUUGCAUGUGUUUGGACUGAACUGUGUUCUGUUACCAGUGGCCUUAUCAAGGUAAACCGGAGGACACGCUCCUCUGGUUACACCUGAUAGCACCUAUCAGAGAUGAUUUUACCAGCAAGACCAAUCAGAGAUCCCCAGCGGGAAACUAAUCUGUGUUCCAGGAAAAAGGGACAAGAGGGAGCGAGGUGCAGUUCAUGUUCUGAGUAAUUUAUUGAAAGAAAACUGUGCAAAACCAUUGUUCCAAUGUCAAAGCUAAAACAGUGAGGUGUCUAACAUGGCAUUGAAGUGUCUAAUAAAAAAAAUCACAUUU